GACUCUCAGGUCAAUAUGUUCACCACUGACACAAUAUCAAUCCUGCAUAUGGGGCUGUGUCAUCACAGUGGGCACACUCAGACCUCAGAAUGCAGAAAAUCCUAGUGCUGACACUCAAGUGUUAUCUGAGCAACAAAGGGAAUGUGGAGAGGCUGAAUGACCUUCACACCACAGGAGAGAUGUCUGUACCCAUAAGUCUACAUACCUGCUUAUAAUCUCAUUCCUGUACAUGCAUUUUUUCACUUUCAGUCUUAAUAGUGCUCUUUCUUUCCUGCUGUUGUAAUGGCUUACAAGCAGAUACAUUUCACAUUAAAUGGUAAUAUCUAAUAUGCACUGAACAGAACAAGAAUAAUUUAUAGAAAAAACAACUACAGCAACAACAAAACCCAAACAAACACAAUUGGUCCGAGCACGCUUGUGGUUUAUGGGCAGUGGAUGAUAUUUCAGGAAGAAGAAAGAGCUUUGUUGCAAAAGCAGUUCCUCAUCAACAACACUUUUCUGUGAAGUCAGGGAGAUGUGCAGAGUGAGGAAAGUCUCCUGCUACGCCACUGGAGAGUCUGCAGAAUAUGUACAAGGAAGAUUUCAGGAAUAUUACUGAAGAGAACAUAGCCAGCAAUGACACCUUCUCCGCCUUUGCCCACACCAACACCACAAGAGCUAUCCUGAUUACCGUCUACUCCGUUGCCUUUGCUGGAGGUGGGAUAGGUUCCACUGCAAUGUCAUUUGUGCUGGUCAAGAUGAACAGUCUGUCUGUGACCACCACAGCCAUCAUUAAUCUAGUCGUGGUACAUGGUCUCCUCCUCCUCACAGUCCCCUUCCGUCUGCACUACUAUAUCAAUAGAGAGUGGAUCUUCCACAUGCCGUUCUGCAAAAUGGUGAGUGCUAUGGUGCACAUCCACAUGUAUCUGACUUUCCUAUUCUACGUGAUCACACUGGUGAUCCGGUGGUUGAUCUUCUUUCAGUGGAAGGAUAAGGUAGAGUUUUAUAGGAAGCUACAUGCCAUUGCCGCAAGCGUCGCCGUGUGGGUCAUCGUCAUCGUCCUCAUGGUGCCACUCUUCUACAUUCAGUAUGGACGCUCAGGGAACUAUGAUGACAAAGCAUGCUUUAAAUUCCACAAGGAGCUGAAACAGGACAGUGUGAAAGUCCUGAACUACCUAACCAUUGCAGCUGUCGCCUUAAUUACUUCUGUUCUCCUGGGCCUGCAGAUUUUUAUUCUGGUCAAAGUUUCGAGAAAACUCUCCGCUUCUCUCUGGUCACACCAAGAGUUCUGGGCCCAGGUGAAGAACUUGAUAUUCAUCUGUGUCAUCAUAAUUUGCUUCCUUCCCUAUCACCUCUUUAGAGCCUACUACAUAAAGUAUGUGAGUGACAGUGAAAAGUUAGAAAGCUACAACGAAGUUUUUUUGAGCCUGACUGCCCUCAGCUGCCUGGACCUGCUGUUCUUUGUGCUGAGUGGAAGCCGUCUCUUCAAACAAAAGGUUGGCAUGCUUCGAAGCAGGCUGUCCUGCUGCUAGCUCUGACUGUGUGGGGACCUGGAAUCUGGCAGAGCUCAGUGCUGGAGAGACAUGGCACAUCCACUCUUCAGCACGUCAGAGCGGGCGCUGGAAACAACAUAAACCUGCUUCCCAAAAUAAUGGGGUGAACCACCUAUCACAUCUCCCAUGGUUGACUGGGGGCCUGGGAUUUCCUUACAGCCCUGCUUAGUGAGGAGUGGAUAUGCUUUGAAGAGUUGGAGGAAAGGGCAUGGCCUCAAUCUUCUUCUUCUUAUUAUUAUUUUUUACAUCAAGAUUUGUGAACUCUAAAGCACCACAAUGAAACUCAAGAGAAUUUGCAGAGUGUGUUAAACCACAGACACAAAAAAAUGUAAUUUUUAAAUGGAUUUUGGGACAGAGUUUUGAAAUGUAAAGAUCCAUAACAUUUUCCACAUGCGUAUCUUAUUUAUUUCCUGCAAACUCUCGUAAAAUAUUGAUGAAGCUAUUGUUCCACUUAAAUGCGUCUUCUACUUCAUUGUGAAGACAAGUGUAACUUUCCAAAUGUACUGAGCAACUCAAACAACUCUUUAAAAACAAACUAUGACUACCUAUUUAUUUUUUUAAAAGAUUUUCUCAGAAUCACUUCUGGGAGAUGUUAUCAUUACAACAGAAAAAAGUUUUGUUCUUCUCUAUCCCAUACAUCUCCAGCAGAAAAAUUACACAUCAUCACUGAAUAUUGUAUGUUUAGACUAAAAGCUACAGAAUUGUUCAAUUUUCAAGAAAUACUAAUGUUGAGAAUUGUUUUAUUUAGAUCAUUUGGGUAACAGUUGUCCUCUCUUAAAAAGACAAAUAUUUUAUGUUUCCAAGGUAAAUGUAAAGCAUUUUUUUUUUUUCCACCCAUGUUGAUUUUGUGCAGUUCUAAGUUUGUACAUAAUUACUUUUUUUGGUCAUUUUGACAUCAAUUCUAUAAAUGUUGUACCCUGUUGAAGAAAUUAGAACAAUACUGCUCAGAUUGGAGUGAUAGAGAAAGCUAAUGAACCUGGUCUAUCUAAAAAUCUUACUAUAUCUCAGUGACACAGCAUGAAUUGCUAUUUCUGAAGAGAGAAUUAAUCUCUAUUUGAAAAGAGGAAAAAAAAAAAUCAGCAAAAUAAUUCUAUGGAAGACAUCUAGGAUUUCACAGCUCUUCUGUUUUGCAGUAUCCCAAAAAAGACUAUAAAAUUCUGAGUGCUGUAAUACAAGACAGCAAUGACUAAUUUAUCUUUCUUCCUCUUGACAUCUGUAAAAGGUCAGCUUCUUAAUUUAGUCAGUGGAAUAAUAUCUUGAUAUUUUGACAAAUAGGUUAACGGCUAAUUAAUUUCCAGUCAAAGUCUUCUCUCAUGAUGCUGCUGAAAUCCACCUUAUCCUAUUGCUGAAUCUUUCUAUUUCUUGCUACUUCUUCUUCUCUUUCUCACCAUACAGCAAUCAAAUAAUAACUGUUGGAUCUUCCUGUACCUGUGCAAUCUUACUGCUAUCUUACAUUGCUUUUGAUCCCAUCAAAGAGUGAUGUCCAAGAUGAUUACAUCACAAGAUCCUAUUUCUUCCAAAUUCUUUCUUUCCCUAUCUUCCUUCCUGCUUCAAGCUCUAUUGCAUCUCUCAGUAGAUGUGACUAUGAGAUUAUUUUCAGGUCAGUCUGAGUGCUGCUACAUGACAACGAAUAUUUGUGAUCUGGAAAUCACUGAAGUUCAUAAGGGAGACAUGGCGAUGCUCAUAUGGCUCACUCCUAGCAAACUGCAUGGAUCACAACAGCUGUUAAGAGAGAACUGUGAGAGUUUGCAAUGUGUGUGAAUCUGAGACAGAACUGUUUGAGGUGUUUGCCACAAAAGCAUCGUGCUAAAGAGGAAGGGGACCACCAGCCAUAUUAAACAGUGCAACUACAGAGAUGUUUAAAACAAGGAAAAAGUCAGCUUGAAAGUGUAGUUCGCUGACUGCCAGUUAACUUUAUGUCAUCAAAAAAGAAAUAAACUACUUUGACCCAUAUUUAGUUCACAAAUACAUGAACAAAACUGUAUUACCCUAUAGAGGCAGAGAAGACAGAUAUACCAGGUUGGGCUCAAAGGGGUUACAGGCUGGCAGCCAGUCACUAUUGGGGCUCUGCAGGGCUCCAUUUUAGGGCCAGCUCUCUUCAAUAUUUCCAUAAAUGAUUCAGAUGCAUGACUUGAUAGCAUACUAAGCAAAGUUUGGAGGUGACACUAAUCUGGGAGGAGCUGGUGACACCCUUGAGAGUACAGAGGACUUGCAGAGAAGUCUUGACAAAUGUGAGGGAUGGGCAGUCACUAAUGGCACAAAGUUUAACAAGAGCACCAGAUUCUGCACCUGGGUCACAGCACCCCUCUUCCAGUGCUGGAGUUCAAGAAGCAU
Messenger RNA from Phasianus colchicus (ring-necked pheasant), 3866 nucleotides. RefSeq names its product G protein-coupled receptor 141 (gene GPR141). Gene Ontology annotation, cellular component: membrane. The record is from RefSeq and is a predicted model, not a curated record. Gene Ontology annotation, biological process: G protein-coupled receptor signaling pathway. Gene Ontology annotation, molecular function: G protein-coupled receptor activity; oxysterol binding. NCBI's taxonomy places the organism in Eukaryota, Metazoa, Chordata, Aves, Galliformes, Phasianidae.